AAAGUGCACCUCUGUAAAAAUUGUUGGAUAUAGACUUAUAGAUAAUUUGGAGUUACCAAUUCAACCAUGGGCUAUUAUGUGUGCGAGAUCAUAUGAUUUAUAUCACUUCUGCCAUAUCUCUAUAUACUACGUUGAUUUGUUCCUGUUGUAUGUGGUUCUUGACAAUGAAUAGAAAACAUGGUUUGUUUUUGGUAUGAGUUUCUCAUAAGACUCACUGUUAUUAGAGGAAGAGCUACUUGAAAACUGGAGUGAUAUAUUAAUGAAAAGAGAGAAAUGUAAGAGGGGGAGUUUAGUAGAAAGGGGGUAUUUUUGAAAAAACAAUAAAAAAAAUACAGGGAGUGUAUUAGUUAGAAAAGGGAGUGCAAAUAGAAAUUGCUCCUAGUUUAUUUUCAGAAAAAUCUGGCCUGGCGUAGGCCAUAGUCGAGGCUUGUCCUAUUUCCACACCUAUAUUUGUAUAAUCCAAAGUUGUCCUGACCCAUCACUCAUUGAUCAUUUUCUGGAUGCUUUAGGCUUCUCUAGACUGCCAGUGUAGGUGUAGACGCUCCACGGAUCCUUUAAUAUAAUCAAAGCUUUCUCUAGGUUUAGUAUCUCAAACCACUUUUGGAGAAAAAAAAUAAAAAACAGACACAUUUGAGGUGCUAUAUCAUUUAAUGGGUUUAUGGAGAGUGCUUCCAUCUUCUUGCUAGGUCUACUUGAAUGAUCAUGGACUUGUUCACUAAUUUGUUGUGUCAAGGACAUAUUUUAUGAUUUGUUAAACUGCAUUUGGGAUUAAUACCUUACAUGUUUUUUGUAAGAGGAAUUCUCAGCCAACUUUAACAAAAGAUGCAGGAUUCCUCAAUGCCAAUACAUGAAUUUUGGGUGGGCCAACGGGUACAUGCAUCUGAUGAUUCACGGAGAAUUGGUACAGUUAAGUUCGUAGGGCCUAUAGAAGGCUAUUCAGACACAUGGGUUGGAGUGGACUGGGACAAUGGACAAGGCAAACAUGAUGGAUCCAUCAAUGGUGUCCGAUACUUUCAUGCAAAGUCAGAAAGAUCAGCAUCAUUUGUUCGUGCCCAGAAUCUGAACCACGGGAUUUCAUUGCUGGAAGCCAUUGAAAGAAGAUAUAAAAGUGGCUCUACUAAAGAAGAAGAGGAUGAAAUGUAUGUCUUUUCAACAAGCAGCCAGCGAGUAUCUGUUCAACUUUUGGGUAAAGACAAAAUUCAGGAUAAACUAAGUCGAUUGGAGGAGUUAACCAGUGCAUCAUUGUCAUAUAUGGGCAUUAGUUCCCCUGGAAUCCCAUCUCACAUUAAUAAUACAGUGCCAAAUAUAAAAGAACUUGACCUGACUGGGAACCUGCUUUCAGAGUGGAAGGAUGUUGGCAUAAUUUGUGAACAGUUACCUGCUCUGAGGACAAUCAACUUAUCUAACAACUUAAUGUCACCAUAUAAAUCAGAGCUUCCAUUACUGGAAAGGAUCCAAGUUCUGGUUCUAAAUAAUACUGGUGUUGAUUGGGAGCAGAUUGAGCUGCUUAGAAAAUCAUUGACAACAAUUGAAGAGCUACAUAUAUUGGGAAACAAUAUAAGCAGAAUUCUGCCUGGGUCAUCCUCCGUGGUUCAAGGAUUUGAUUAUCUGCGGCUGUUGAAUUUGGAAGAUAAUUGUAUAGAUGAAUGGAAUGAAAUCAUGAAGCUUUCUCAGCUAAGAUGUUUGGAGCAGCUUUAUUUAAACAAGAAUCAUUUGAAUUCUAUCUUUUAUCCUGAUAAUGGUGGGCAGUAUGAAUCAGAAGUUACAUGCAAUAAACCCUUCCAAAAUUUACGCCGCCUUCUAUUGGGUAAUAACAACAUUGGUGAUCUGGUCUCUGUUGACUCAUUAAACUUGUUUCCUAACUUGGUGGAUACCAGGCUCUCUGAGAACCCAAUUACUGAUUCUAGAGGAGGUGGAGUCCCAAGAUUUGUUUUGAUUGCUCGUUUAGCAAAAAUUCAGAUAUUUAAUGGAAGUGAGGUUACACCUCGUGAAAGGAAGGACUCUGAGAUUAGGUAUGUUCGGCUUGUCGUCUCAAGGUUGCAUGCUAAUCCAGAAGAAAUCAAACAGCAUCCCAGGUUUUACGAGCUUAAGAAGAUUCAUGGAAUUGAAGAUGAAAGACCUUCAAUUGGAGCUACUGCCCCACAAACAAUCAGCUCAGGAUUAUUGUCCAUCACUCUGAAUUGUGUCGGAGCAUCCUUGGGUGAGAAGCCACCGUUGACAAAGAAGCUGCCAGCAACAACUACAGUUGGUAAACUGAAAUUUCUUUGCGAAAGCUUUUUUAAGCUGAAGUCCGUGAAGCUAAAACUAUAUCUUCAAGAAGAGGGUUCUCCAUUUCCCAUGCUGCUCGACAAUGAGACCUCAUCUCUUAUGGACCUUGGAAUUGGCAAUGAUUCCAUUAUCCUUGUAGAUGAAGAAAGUUAAUAAAUGUAUCAGAAAAUUUGUGAAAAGCUUCUCUUGUGCUGAAGACUGUGUCAUGUUCUGACUAGCUGAAAUUACUCGCGGAAGUGUGGCUUUAAAUUGAAUACAGAUAUUUGUUAGUGAUACACCUGUUGUGUUGGUCAGUUGAAGUUCUUAUCAGUGGUUUUGAUGCACUGCUUGAUCGGAUGAUCCAGUCCAUCCCUUGCCAGUUGCCACAACUGUUUUCUGUAAAUUAUGAGUUAUUUUGAUUCAAUUGCAAACAGAUUUGGGUCUUAUAUUCAAGUA
This is a messenger RNA of Cajanus cajan (pigeon pea), 2703 nucleotides long. It is a transcript of the gene PFI, whose product is annotated as tubulin folding cofactor E / Pfifferling (PFI). The record is from RefSeq and is a predicted model, not a curated record. Lineage: Eukaryota; Viridiplantae; Streptophyta; Magnoliopsida; Fabales; Fabaceae. Gene Ontology annotation, molecular function: protein binding.